Molecule: messenger RNA, 993 nt
Organism: Sparassis crispa
Lineage: Eukaryota; Fungi; Basidiomycota; Agaricomycetes; Polyporales; Sparassidaceae
Product: Dolichyl-phosphate beta-glucosyltransferase
Exons: 3
Coding region: 1-993 (330 amino acids)
Cellular component (GO): endoplasmic reticulum membrane
Source: RefSeq, a predicted model, not a curated record
AUGGAUCAACCUACCUUUCUCUUCGGUGGUCUCGCGCUGCUCUCAGUCACUGGCAUUACUUGCCAUAUCGCGCUCGUUUUAUUUUCACCUGCCCCACGUACUGCGCGCACGUCGGAAACUUACUACCGCUGUGCUUCCUCGCCUUCUACGCCCAAGCCUCUUAACACAGUGUCCGCCAAUGCGACCGUGGAGUUGACCGUCGUGAUACCCGCAUACAAUGAGAUGAUGCGUCUCCCAGACAUGCUUGCCACCACCAUGGCCUACCUUACCGCGCCAGAGCGCGCAAGCCGGACAUACGAAGUGUUGAUCGUCGACGACGGCAGUACGGACGGCACCGCAGAUCUUGCUCUCAAGCUCGCUACAGGGUAUCCAAGGAGCGACAUUCGCAUUGUGAGCCUUGCGGAGAAUAUUGGGAAGGGUGGCGCGGUGCGCCAUGGGAUGCUGCAUUCGCGGGGGAAGAGGCUACUGAUGGUGGACGCAGACGGGGCUAGCCGCUUUGAUGAUCUGGAUCUCCUAUGGGUGGAGAUGGACAAAAUUGCGCCCAAUGACGAGGCAGCGAUUGUAGUGGGGAGCAGAGCACAUCUGGUCAAGACGGAAGCCGUCGUUAAGCGAUCGUUCCUGCGCAAUGUGCUCAUGUAUGGCUUGCACACCCUCCUGCGUAUCGUUGGUGUUGGACACAUCCGCGACACCCAAUGCGGGUUCAAGCUCUUCUCUCGUGCCGCCGCGCAGCGUAUCUUUCCCGUGCAACAUCUUCCAACGUGGAUCUUUGACGUCGAGCUACUUCUACUCGCCAAGCAGGCAGACAUGCCCGUCGCCGAAGUACCCGUCGCGUGGCAUGAGGUCAGCGGGAGCAAGCUGCAUGUGGUAGUAGACUCGCUUCAAAUGCUGAGGGAUCUACUUGUCCUUCGGGCCAACCACGUCUUGGGAAGAUGGACUGUCGUACCUGCUGUGCAGAAUGCUAGUAUUGUAUAUGAAAACGGUAACGCUAAGUAA